AUGUUAACAAUUACUAAAUUAUUAUAUAAAAAAAAAAUAAAAUCAUUUAAAAAAAUUAAAAAAUAUAAUAAUUUUUUAUUAAAUAGUCCUCAAAAAAAAGGUAUUGUAUUAAAAAUUUUAAUUAAAACUCCUAAAAAACCAAAUUCAGCUUUAAGAAAAGUUGCUAAAAUAAAAUUAUCUAAUAAUAAAGAGUUAUUGGCUUAUAUACCUGGAGAAGGUAAAUCUGUUCAAGAGCAUAAUUUUGUUUUAAUUAAAGGGGGUAGAGUUAAAGAUUUACCUGGAAUUAGAUAUAAAGUUAUAAGAGGAGCAUUAGAUGCUAUAGGAGUAAAAAAUAGAAAAACAUCAAGAUCUAAAUAUGGAACUAAAAAAAUUUAA
This is a messenger RNA of Plasmodium vinckei vinckei, 375 nucleotides long. The record is from the annotation of a RefSeq genome assembly. Lineage: Eukaryota; Apicomplexa; Aconoidasida; Haemosporida; Plasmodiidae.